AUGCUACCACGAUUGGUGGUUCUACUCCUUCUACUCAAGAGCAUCGUCUACGGAUACAUCGCUCAAGGUGAAAAAUUGAGCGGUCAUCGAUGCUAUAGCUGUAUGUCACGGUAUUACGGCGUAACAUGGCAAUUCGCCGGCUAUUCCAGAAUUUAUGUUGAGCCGAGAGCCUUUACGGACGCGUGCAAAAAUCCACUGACACGCAAUGCUGAUGUACCGUUUGCAUAUUGUGAGGAUACAUCAAACUGCAUCAGUAUGAUUGAGGAUCUUCGAAUAGGCACUGGUGCCAAAGGCUACAUCCGUGGCUGUUUUUCGUCGCUUUUUCUUGCCGGCUUCAACCGCACUGGAUCGUCUGGUGCUCUAGCGGCUCAUUCAUUCUGCCAUACGUUCAACCUCACUCAACUCAUCAGCCGAGGUCAUCCUCAGGAAAGCAGCAUGAGCGUUUGUUCAUGUCGAGGCUCAAUGUGCAAUGGAGCCGCUAUGUCGUCACAUGGUCGUGACCACUUUCAAGUUCUCCUGGUGCUACUCCUCCUCACAUGGGCGCUAUUGUAGAGCGGAAAGAGAAGGAAAAGACAAGCAAUGAGUGAACCCGGACCAACCACACUUUGACAUUUCUUCAUUUCAGAACAACCCC
Cylicocyclus nassatus is the source of this 634-nucleotide messenger RNA. The record is from the annotation of a GenBank genome assembly. Lineage: Eukaryota; Metazoa; Nematoda; Chromadorea; Rhabditida; Strongylidae.